This is a messenger RNA of Microdochium trichocladiopsis, 2066 nucleotides long. RefSeq lists its product as uncharacterized. Bases 95 to 1741 code for a protein of 548 amino acids. Gene Ontology annotation, molecular function: RNA binding. The transcript is spliced from 4 exons. Gene Ontology annotation, biological process: mRNA processing. The record is from RefSeq and is a predicted model, not a curated record. Gene Ontology annotation, cellular component: nucleus. Lineage: Eukaryota; Fungi; Ascomycota; Sordariomycetes; Xylariales; Microdochiaceae.
AUAGUCGUCACUGCGGCCAAGCGACUAUCCGAGCACGAUCUUCUUCGGACUUCCUGCGUACCCAUCGCCGUUACUCACGGCCGACGAAAACAAUAUGGCAACCUUUGAUGUCGAGGCUCUUCUCGAGUCCACAGCAAACGGCAAGAACGACGAGAGCAGAAGCGGCCGUCUAAGCCGUGAACCGGAAGACACCCCACGCUCUGAGCGCAGCGACCGCCCCGACCGAGACCGCAGCUCAGAACGAGGCAGUCGUCGUGAUCGCAGCCCUCGCCGCCGGGAUCAUAGUGGAGACCGCAACGGCCAUGGCACGCCGCGGAGCGACGCUGGCAGCCAUAGAAGUGGUAGGCGCCGUAGCCGGAGUCGCGACGAUGACCGGCCGAAAAACUCACGGCGAUACAGAGGAGGCGACGACCACUACUCGGGCCGCAGACGCUCCAGAUCUCGCUCACCCCGCCGCAACCAUCGCUACCGUGAUGACCGCCGCGAGCGCGAUCGUCGAGAUGAUGAUCGUCGCCGUGGUAGAGGCACACCGAAGCGCGACUCUACACCCCAGCCUACGGAGGACGAGCGGGACAAGCGUACCGUCUUUGUCCAGCAGCUAGCUGCCAGACUGCGCACGAAGGAACUCAAGGAGUUCUUUGAAAAGGCCGGACCCGUCAAUGAGGCCCAGAUUGUCAAGGAUCGUAUUAGUGGAAGAUCCAAGGGAGUCGGCUACGUUGAAUUCAAGGAUGAGGAGACCGUCACUGCCGCACUUCAGCUCACUGGCCAGAAGCUACUAGGUAUCCCUGUCAUCGUCCAGCUUACCGAAGCUGAGAAGAAUCGUCAAGUCCGCAACCCAGAGGGUUCGGGGGGCCAGACUCACUCAGUACCUUUCCACCGCCUAUAUGUCGGUAACAUCCACUUCAGCAUCACCGAGCAGGAUUUGCAGAACGUGUUCGAGCCUUUUGGUGAGCUAGAGUUUGUCCAGUUGCAGAAAGAUGACAAUGGCAGGAGCCGCGGAUAUGGCUUUGUCCAGUUCCGGGACGCCGACCAAGCGCGUGAAGCUCUCGAGAAGAUGAAUGGCUUCGACCUCGCCGGUCGACCCAUCCGUGUUGGUCUUGGAAACGAUAAGUUCACCCCCGAGUCAACUGCCAAUCUCUUGCAGAGAUUCCAGGGUCCAAACCAACAGUACCAGGGAUCAGCCUUUUCCGGAGCUGGCGGUCGUGGCCAACAGAACCCCAACUUCGACCGUGCUGGCGGCCGUGAUAACGACAAGACUGGCGGCGCCAGCGCCCUCGACGACACUGAUGUUGCGGGCGUCAACUUUAACAACUAUAGUCGCGAUGCUCUGAUGCGGAAACUCGCUAGAACAGAUGAACCGGCCGCUCCAGGCCGUGACGAGCGGCAGAUCCUGAAGCCCAAGACCGAGACCAAGCCUCUGCCUGUCAAUGUCAACAUGGCCAGCCGUUGUGUUCUCUUGCGCAACAUGUUUGACCCAGCUGAGGAAGAAGGUGAAAACUGGCCCAAAGAACUGGAGGAUGACGUUCGACAGGAAGCCGAAAACAAAUAUGGCCACGUGGUCCACAUCUCGCUCGACCCGAACUCGCAAGGCGACAUCUAUCUGAAAUUCGACAAGGUCCAAGGCGGCGAAAAUGCCAUCAAAGGCUUGAACGGCCGGUACUUUGGCGGGCGCAUGAUCAGCGCAUCGCCUGUUGUCGACGCUGUUUACAGCAGUUUGUUCUCACGCACAAAGGCCAUCUGAGUUGCUAAUCAUUGCCUCUCUACCACGCCAUGAACAGGAACAAAGCAGUUGGUCCUUCACACCGCCGCUUGUUCACUGCGCACUGUGCUGACUCGGCCCAGACGAUCAUCUACACAGCGUCACGAUUCCAUGUCGUGACCGCUCUCGUCGAAGCCAAUGCCUUGAAGCAAAAGCGUUUCCAAGAAAGAAUACUACCAGGAACCGCCCUCUACGACAUGAGAACUCUCGACACCCAAUCUGCGUAAGAAUCAAAUCGCAAACUGGGCCACCAACUGAUUAUGCCACAGUAAUCCAUCUUUCUAGGUCGACGACGACGAAUGGCAUA